Messenger RNA from Camellia sinensis, 460 nucleotides. Lineage: Eukaryota; Viridiplantae; Streptophyta; Magnoliopsida; Ericales; Theaceae. The record is from RefSeq and is a predicted model, not a curated record.
CUGGUGGGACUCCAGGUAUCUGAGCAACUUAUUGAAAAUUGAUUUCUUUUGAUAUGCCUGUCCAUAUUUCCUUUCAAUGCAAGCUUCCAUUAAUAUUGCUGCAAAUUUCAGGAACACAAAACAAUAUGGGACUGGAGUUGUUGAUGAAUGUGUUUGGUGGACUCGGAGCUGGUGGCUUAAAUCUUCCAAAUAGACCUGAUGUGCCUCCAGAAGAGCUUUAUGCUACUCAACUGUCACAGCUUCAAGAAAUGGGUUUCUUUGAUACCCAAGAGAAUAUUAGGGCACCACGUGCCACCUCAGGAAAUGUUCAUGCUGCUGUGGAGCGACUUUUAGGGAACCCUGGCACGUAAUUAGUACACCUAUAUUGAAAUUUAAUCAAAGAUUCAGUUGGGCAUGUAAAAGUUAUCUAUUUGGACCAGUGUCUCAUAAAAGACAAAAGAUGUGUUAGCACUUUCAAUUC